AUGACGGAGGAAUUUCAGGAGUUUUACCCAGCACAAGCAGCUACGGAGGAAUUGCUCAAGAAUCGACUGAAUAUAUUCAAGAAAGAAGAACUAAAUCAUAUAAUCCCCGCGAUUCAGGAAACGCACAGGUAUUUACUACGUCGUAGUAAUCUCAGCUUGGAUGUAAAGCAGCUCUCAGCUCGUAAUUUGCGGAUAGUAGCCGGGCCCAAGAAACAAUAUGUGGAUAUAAAUUUGGACACUGGCAUUUUAAUUGUGACGAAAUCAAUUGACAGAGAAGAGAUUUGCGGACCGAGCCUCAGUUGUGCACUAAGCUUGGACGUUUUCCUUGAAAACCCUUUACAGCUCUACCAGGUUACAGUGGAGAUUCUCGAUGUAAAUGACAAUGCUCCUAGUUUUCCAAAUACACCAUUCCGCCUAGAAAUCUCAGAGCGGUCACUUCCAGGGACGCGCUUUCAACUCGAGCCCGCGCACGAUCUGGAUGUCGGAGCUAAUUCCGUACAAACCUACGAGCUGCUUCCAAACGAUUAUUUUAUUCUCGAUGUGCAAAUGCGCGGUGGUAAAGUGAAGUCUCCUGUACUGGUUCUGCAAAGACCUUUGGACAGAGAAACGGAAUCCAGCUACAGGUUGACGCUGAUAGCCAAGGAUGGUGGUGUCCCUGUCAGAUCGGGCACGGCUCAGGUCACAAUUGUUGUAAACGAUACGAACGACAAUGUUCCUGUCUUUCCGCAGGCAGUUUACAGAGUCAGUCUGUUGGAGAAUGCAGCCAAAGGAACGCAGGUAAUCAUAUUAAAUGCCACUGACUUGGACAGUGGUGUCAAUGGAGAGAUAAGCUAUUCCUUUGGUCGCUACACUUCAGCUCGAGUUCGAGAAAUGUUUGCCCUGAAUUCCAGAACUGGUGAAAUCAGCGUGAAAGGCAAGUUGGACUAUGAAGAAAACGACGCCUUUGAAAUUAACAUACAAGCUACAGACGGAGGUCCAGACGCGAUGUCGGGCCACUGUGAGGUUUUAGUAAAUAUUAUUGAUGUGAAUGACAAUCCACCUGAAGUGACUUUGACGUCUUUAUCGAGUAUAAUCUCGGAAGAUGCGCCAGUCGAGACUGUAGUCGCUCUCUUCACUGCAGCAGACAAAGAUUCAGGCACCAACGGGCAGGUAGAAUGUCAGAUUUCAAAUAAACUACCAUUUAAACUGGAUUCCUCUUUAAAGAAUUAUUAUGGAAUACUUGUUCAUCUUCCACUGGAUCGUGAAAAUACCGCCAAGUAUGACGUUGCAAUAACAUGCACAGAUUUCGGGGAUCCUCCUCUUUCAUCCCAGAAAACCAUUCGGGUAGAGGUUUCCGAUAUAAACGACAAUGCGCCCCAUUUCAGGCAAUCUUUGUUUACAACAAACGUUUUGGAGAAUAAUGCUGUAGGCGCUUCUAUAUUUUCCAUUACAGCCUUUGAUGCCGAUAUUGGAGUGAACGGUCGACUGAAAUAUUCUAUUCUGGAGACUCAAAUUCAGAACGUCUCCGUGUUCAAUUACAUCUCUGUUAACUCGGACACUGGUGUCAUAUUCGCGCAGAGAUCUUUUGACUACGAGGAAUUGAAAAACUUUCAGAUUCAAGCUCAGGUCAUGGAUUCUGGGACGCCAUCACUCGCAAAUAAUGUUUCAGUCGAUGUUAUUAUCCUUGAUCAGAAUGACAAUGCUCCAGUAAUUGUGCAGCCAUUAGUCGAAUUUGGGUCGACAGCAGUAGAGACAAUUUCCAGGUUUGCAGAACCAGGGUAUUUGGUGGCCAAAGUAUCCGCCACUGACGCUGACGCCGGUCAAAAUGCUCGCCUUUCUUAUUCGAUUUUUCAAGCUACCCAGCAUAAUCUUUUUACUAUUUCACCAGACUCUGGGGAGAUUUGGACAAUCCGUCGUAUCGUUUCUCGAGAUGCCUCAAAGCAAAGGUUGGUGGUUCUGGUAAAAGAUAAUGGAUCACCAUCUCUUUCUGCCUCAGUCACCAUUAUCUUAUCUGUGAUUGGUGAUGACGCUGAAACAUUCUCCAGCGUCAGUGGCUCAUCUGAAAAUCCUGGGGGUGUCAUAUUCGCGCAGAGAUCUUUUGACUACGAGGAAUUGAAAAACUUUCAGAUUCAAGCUCAGGUCAUGGACUCUGGGACGCCGUCACUCGCAAAUAAUGUUUCAGUGGAUGUAAUUAUCCUUGAUCAGAAUGACAAUGCUCCAGUAAUUGUGCAGCCAUUAGUCGAAUUUGGGUCGACAGCAGUAGAGACAAUAUCCAGGUUUGCAGAACCAGGGUAUUUGGUGGCCAAGGUAUCCGCCAAUGACGCUGACGCCGGUCAAAACGCUCGCCUUUCUUAUUCGAUUUUUCAAGCUACCCAGCAUAAUCUUUUUACUAUUUCACCAGACUCUGGGGAGAUUUGGACAAUCCGUCGUAUCGUUUCUCGAGAUGCCUCAAAGCAAAGGUUGGUGGUUCUGGUAAAAGAUAAUGGAUCACCAUCUCUUUCUGCCUCAGUCACCAUUAUCUUAUCUGUGAUUGGUGAUGACGCUGAAACAUUCUCCAGCGUCAGUGGCUCAUCUGAAAAUCCUGGGUUCAGUCCUGAUCUGAGCCUUUCCUUGGUCAUCGCAUUAGGAACCAUUUCUAGCAUUUUUCUCGUCAUUUUAUUUAUCCUCGCUGUGAAGGUUCAUAAAAGCAGGAAUCCACUGGGUGGUCAGCACUGUUCUCUGGGCGUUUGUUGUUGCCUUCAAACCAGACAUUCUCUGAAUGGAAUUCAAAACGCUAGUAGAAACAUACAGAUUCCCCCAAAUUACGUUGAGGUAUUCGGUGGUGACCCACUUUCUCAGAGUUUCCGCUAUGAGUCGUGUUCAACGUUGCAGUCAACGCGGCCAGACUACAAACCGCCCAACACUUAUAGGUCAUCCACUGACAAAAAGUAUGCCCAGAAUGAUUGUAUUGGGAAACAGGAUCCAGAGUUGCUGCGUACUGAGAAGAUCAGCAACCCUUUGAAUAAUGAGCCACCAUACCUUGCUAAUUUUGGUUUUCAGUUAGCUCAGUUGGCUGGACGGCAGCAAAUUGUUGGGAUACGGAAUGCAUUCCAUGAAAAUGUGAUGGAGGCAGUUCAAAACUCUGGGGAGAUUUGGACAAUCCGUCGUAUCGUUUCUCGAGAUGCCUCAAAGCAAAGGUUGGUGGUUCUGGUAAAAGAUAAUGGAUCACCGUCUCUUUCUGCCUCAGUGACCAUUAUCUUAUCUGUGAUUGGUGGAGAAGCUGAAACAUUCCCCAGUGUCGCUGGUUCAUCUGAAAAUCCUGGGUUCAGUGCUGAUCUGAGCCUUUCCUUGGUCAUCGCAUUAGGAACCAUUUCUAGCAUUUUUCUCGUCAUUUUAAUUAUUCUUGCUGUGAAGGUUCAUAAAAGCAGGAAUUCACUUGGUGGUCAUCAUUGUUCUCUGGGAGUUUGUUGUUGCCUUCAAACCAGACAUUCUCUGAAUGGAAUUCAAAAAGCUAGUAGAGACCUCCAGAUACCCCCAAAUUACGUUGAGGUAUUCGGUGGUGACCCACUUUCUCAGAGUUUCCGCUAUGAGUCGUGUUCAACGUUGCAGUCAACACGGCGAGACUACAUAACACCCAACAAAUACAGGUCAUCCACGGACAAAAAGUUUGCCCAGAAUGAUUACAUUGGGAAACAGGAUCCAGAGUUGCUGCAUACUGAGAAGUUUAACAAUCCUUUGAACAUUGAGGUGGUAGAGAGGCUUCAGGGAGUCGGGGGGCUGAGUUAG
Messenger RNA from Chiloscyllium plagiosum (whitespotted bambooshark), 3744 nucleotides. The record is from RefSeq and is a predicted model, not a curated record. Lineage: Eukaryota; Metazoa; Chordata; Chondrichthyes; Orectolobiformes; Hemiscylliidae.